CUUAACUUCUCAUCAGUUUCUCUUUAUAAGAGCUUCCUUAACUAUCACCAAACUCAACACCUCAAGCCCACGAUACCAAUAGCAAUAGGAUACGAAAUGCAAAGGCAUCACUACUGUCAUUUCCUUCUGAUUUCUUGCUUUUGUUUCUCUGCACUAGCUCUUUCAAGGAGCCAUAACAAGCAAUUCGAUCAGGCUUUGAACUAUGAGGGCUCCUCUGAUCUAGUGAACCUUGAGUACCACAUGGGUCCUGUCCUUGCUUCUCCUAUAAAACUUUAUGUAAUCUGGUACGGCCAUUGGAAUCCAACUCACCAAGCCACCAUAAGAGAUUUCCUCUACUCCCUUUCUUCCUCUUCCUCUUACCCUUCUGUCGCUGAUUGGUGGCGGACUGUCCGGCUCUACACUGACCAAACAGGAUCAAAUAUCACAGGGAGCAUCGUCCUCUCAGGGGAGUUCUACGAUUCUAAAUACUCCCAUGGUGGUUAUCUGAGUCGUUUAGCAAUCCAAUCUGUCAUCAGAACUGCAGUUAAUGCAUAUCCACGAGCUCUGCCUCUCAAUCCUCACAAUGGUCUCUACCUAGUGUUGACCUCUCCAGAUGUUCGAGUCCAAGACUUCUGUAGGGCAGUCUGUGGCUUUCACUACUUCACCUUCCCAAACAUUGUUGGAGUCACUGUACCCUAUGCAUGGGUUGGUCAUAGUGGGACUCAGUGCCCGGGCGUCUGUGCCUAUCCAUUUGCAUGGCCCAAGUAUUCAGGAAGGCCACCACCAAGCACAAAUGGAGGCAACAACAUAAUGCGUGCACCUAAUGGGGAUGUGGGUGCUGAUGGAAUGAUUAGUGUGAUUGCUCAUGAGCUGGCAGAAGUGUCAAGUAACCCACUUGUGAACGCAUGGUAUGCCGGGGAUGAUCCAACUGCACCUACCGAAAUUGCAGAUUUGUGUAUGGGUGUUUACGGGACUGGUGGGGGUGGUGGAUAUGUUGGUAAAGUUUAUAGGGAUUCUUGGGGAUCUGGCUAUAAUGUGAAGGGAGUGAAGGGAAGAAGGUUUCUUGUGCAAUGGGUAUGGAACCCUGUAAAAAAGAGAUGCUUUGGGCCAAAUGCUGCUGACUGAGAAUGUUUCUUGAUUUCCUCCACUACCUCUUGCUCCUGAUGUAUCUUAAAAUCUGCAAGACGGUAGGGUGUGCGGUUAACAAAUGGCAAUCGAAAGGAGCUAGGCCAGCACAUACUGAUGAAGGAUGAUAAUCAGGUUGCCGUGGACCCAAAUUUAUUGUGCUUUACAAAGAGCUGGUGCUUUAUAUGCUUUGCUCCUCGAAUUCCUAACUAGUUCUUUGUAUACAACAAGGAUCUAUAAAACAGUCAUGCAUGGAGCUGUUUUGUUAACGAAAAGUGUUGUCCAACUCUAGCAUGAAUAAACAAAAUCUUUUGCAGUGAA
Molecule: messenger RNA, 1425 nt
Organism: Juglans regia (Persian walnut)
Lineage: Eukaryota; Viridiplantae; Streptophyta; Magnoliopsida; Fagales; Juglandaceae
Product: protein EXORDIUM-like 7
Exons: 1
Coding region: 97-1104 (335 amino acids)
Source: RefSeq, a predicted model, not a curated record